GCAAGUCCAGUCUGUAAUCAGUCAGGUAUCAGUGCAGCGGCCCGGAACAACAGCCGCCCGCCUGUCGUCUUCAACCCGGCGCUCCUCCAGCCUGCUGUACCAGUUCGACAUCCUGAGGCGAGAGUCUGACUUCACACAUGACGCCUUCUGCAUGAGCGAGUGCAGGAAGGAGAAGGACGAGAAAGAGUAUUACUGUUACAGUGAGUUUGCUGUGAACGGGAUCGUGCAUGACAUCGAGUCGCUGCGUAAAGGAAUAUCGCUCAUCACACUGAUGGUGAGCAGCGACGGUUUCUACAAGAUGAGUCGUCUCUACGUGUCCCCGGACAGCUUCUUCUUCAAAGUGCGCCUGCUGGUCCUGGACACGUUCAAGUGCAGCAAACCCUGCCCUGAUAUCAAACUGGGGACCAGAUACAUUGUAAUGGGGCAGAUCUACCACAGGAGGCGCCACCUGCCCAGUGACCUCCUGAACCUGCUGGGGGGGAACUGAAGCCCGGGUGACGGCCUCCUGCGGAGCAACAACUACAUCAAGAGAGAUUCAACAAGCGGAGACACCAGAAAGCCCUGGAGGCCACCCGCACCAGGUGUAGGUGAACAAAACACAGAGAGACAAUCGCCCCCUGCUGCAGGGGAAGAGACACUGCAGCUUACACGAACUGAUCGUAACUAGCCCCUAAGUGUUGUGCAAGAGAGAGGACGUUUUGCAGAAGGCAUGGAUUUACUUCCAUAAGGACUGCUCUAAUGUACCAUAAAGUAACAGAAUGUUUUGAGAGACUGAGGUAUGUUUUCUCUUUGUCAAUAUUGUGGGGCUUUUAUUUUAUUUUAUUCGUCUGUCCAACAAUCCAGGGUUUGUCCUGAGAAUUGAAAAGAAAGAUCACAUCAGAGCCAUCACACAAACGAACACAUACAUGAUCAUUGCAAUUAAUGCA
Messenger RNA from Pleuronectes platessa (European plaice), 926 nucleotides. Its product is annotated as UPF0450 protein C17orf58-like. Lineage: Eukaryota; Metazoa; Chordata; Actinopteri; Pleuronectiformes; Pleuronectidae. The record is from RefSeq and is a predicted model, not a curated record.